Molecule: messenger RNA, 240 nt
Organism: Prunus armeniaca (apricot)
Lineage: Eukaryota; Viridiplantae; Streptophyta; Magnoliopsida; Rosales; Rosaceae
Source: the annotation of a GenBank genome assembly
AUGCUGGAUCCUCAAGGAAUUGUCUUAGCAAAUAUUGGUUACUGGAUCCUCUGGGGAUUGUAUGGGGAGGAGGACUCCAAAGCUCGUGAGUAUGCUGAAAAUGAUAAGGCAGAGAAUACAAUGAAGUUGGGAGUUGCAUAUCUGAAGCCCGAGUUAACCAUGGAAGGGGAUGAGGAAGAUGAAGUAAUCAUUUUCAAUCCAAUAGUGGCUGAGAAGCGGCCUGAUGUGGGCAGCCUAUGA